Molecule: messenger RNA, 6004 nt
Organism: Camelus dromedarius (Arabian camel)
Lineage: Eukaryota; Metazoa; Chordata; Mammalia; Artiodactyla; Camelidae
Gene: MCM10
Product: minichromosome maintenance 10 replication initiation factor
Exons: 20
Coding region: 106-2727 (873 amino acids)
Biological process (GO): DNA replication; DNA replication initiation
Cellular component (GO): nuclear replication fork; nucleus
Molecular function (GO): single-stranded DNA binding; DNA replication origin binding
Source: RefSeq, a predicted model, not a curated record
GUGGGAAGGAAAGGACUGAGGAGCCGCCAAGACUGCAUCACUGCCAUCUUCUGGGCACCUGAUCCUCCUUUAGUGGUUCUCCAUCACCGCUGUUCUCUGGACAGCAUGGAUGGGGAGGAAGAUGAUUUGUCUCUGCUGACUGCACUGCUGGAGGAGAAUGAGUUGGCCUUGGAUUGUAAUUCACAGGAGAGUCAGCCCUUGACGCAGGAUGUUGGUGAACCCGACUCAUUCGAUGAGCUCUUUGACACUGAUGGUGACGGUGAAUCUUACACAGAGGAGGCUAAUGAUGAAGCGGAAAAGCCUGAAGACCAAAAGGAGAAUCUGGCUGCACUCUUUGGAGACACAGAAGACUUAACUGAUGAGGAGGAAGUUCCUAUGUUGCAGUCAGCUGAAAAGAGGGUCCUCCCAGCUCCUGCUCCCAGACAAGGAAAGACUAACCAGGAGUUGCAAGAUGAAUUAAAGAAGUUGCAAGAGCAAAUGAAAUCCUUACAAGAACAGCUAAAGCUAACGACAAUUAAACCACCCGCCAGUCCAGCCCUUCUGCGUAAAUCCCCAGAUAAGGCUCCACGUCCCCCUCUUAAGGAGAAGAAAGUUCAGAGAAUUCAGGAGUCAGCAUGCCUUUCUGCGGAGCUCGAUGUCCUUGCUGCACCAAACCCCAGGCAGGUGGCCCGGGCACCGAAGCUUUCACCAGCAGAGCCCAAAAGCUCAUCUUCAAAGUUGACAAGUGUGCCCUCCCAACCACUCCGAACGACUCCUGGAAACAAGCCUAGUGGGAUGACGAGAGAUCAGAGCGCAGGGACUCCCAGGACCUCUGUGGAAAUGGCUCAGACAGUGUCUGUGGAAGCCUUCUCUGGGCUUAGACUCAGGAAGCCUCGAGUAUCCUCCACAGAAAUGAACAAGAAAAUGACUGGCCGGAAACUGAUCAGACUAUCUCAGCUCAAGGAAAAGAUGGCAAGAGAGAAACUGGAAGAAAUAGACUGGGUGACAUUUGGGGUUAUACUGAAGAAAAUCACUCCCCAGAGUUCUAACAGUGGGAAAACAUUCAGCAUCUGGCGACUGAAUGAUCUUCGUGACCUGACGCGGUACGUGUCGCUGUUCUUGUUUGGGGAGGUUCACAAACAGCUCUGGAAGACUGAGCAGGGUACGGUCGUAGGGCUGCUCAACGCGAACCCCAUGAAGCCCAAGGAUGGUUCAGAAGAGGUGUGCUUAUCUAUUGAUCAUCCUCAAAAGAUCUUAAUUAUGGGGGAAGCUCUUGACCUGGGAACCUGUAAAGCAAAGAAGAAGAAUGGAGAACCAUGUACACAGACCGUGAAUUUGAACGACUGUGAGUACUGUCAGUAUCACAUCCAGGCCCAGUACAAGAAGCUGAGCGCCAGGCGAGCCGACCUGCAGUCCACCUUCUCCGGAGGCCGAAUUCCAAAGAAGUUCGCCCGCAAAGGCAUCAGUCUGAAGGAACGGCUGUGUCAGGAUGGUUUUUACUACGGAGGCGUGUCUUCAGCCUCGUAUGCAGCCUCAAUUGCAGCUGCUGUCGCGCCUAAAAAGAAGAUUCAAACCACUUUGACUAAUCUGGUGGUUAAGGGCACAGACUUGAUCCUUCAGGAAACUCGACAAAAACUAGGAAUACCCCAGAAGAGCUUGUCAUGCUCUGAGGAAUUCAGGGAACUGAUGGACUUGCCUACUUGUGGAGCCAGAAACUUGAAACAUCAUUUAGCCAAAGCCACGCCAUCAGGGACCAUGGGGAGCCUGAAACCUGCUUUCCAGUCUAUCUCAGCAUCAGCCCUCUUGAAGCAACAGAAGCAGCGUAUGCUAGAGAUGCGGAAAAAGAAAUCAGAAGACAUACAGAAACGAUUUCUCCAAAGCUCGAGUGAGGUGAAGAACCUGGCUGCGCCUUCCUCCUCUCUGCAGCCCCCUUUGCAGUCUCCCCCAGUGGGAGCUGAGUUCCCCAGGAUGGAAGGAGCCCCAGCCACACAGACGCCCAAGCUUGCAAGAGGCAUCUCAGAAGGAGACGACGUCCUCUUUUUUGAUGAGUCACCGCCACCAAGACCGAAACUGAGUGCAUUAGCAGAAGCCAAAAAGUUAGCUGCUAUAACAAAAUUAAGGGCAAAGGGCCAGAUGCUUCAAAAAACAGACCCAAAUAGCAUUAAGAAGAAACUAAAGAAACCACAGGAUGUCCUGGAAGUGAAGGAACGUGCAGAAACGAGCAGCAUACUUUCUCCUCAAGAUGAGGGUGGACUGGAGCCUGCCAGAAAGAAGAGGAGAGAACAGCUCGCCUACCUGGAAUCAGAGGAAUUCCAGACAAUUCUAAAAGCGAAAUCGAGGCACACGGGGAUCCUAAAAGAGGCCGAGGCUGAGCUGCAGGAACAGUAUUUUGAGCCCCUGGUGAAGAAAGAACAAAUGGAAGAAAAGAUGAGAAGCAUCCGGGAGGUGAAAUGUCGGGUAGUGACAUGCAAGACGUGUGCGUACACCCACUUCAAGCCCUUGGAGACCUGCGUCAGUGAGCAGCACAACUACCACUGGCAUGACGGGGUGAAGAGGUUUUUCAAGUGUCCCUGUGGAAACAGAAGUAUCUCCCUGGACAGGCUCCCCCAGAAGCACUGCAGUAACUGUGGCCUCUUCAAAUGGGAACGGGAUGGAAUGUUAAAGGAAAAGACAGGUCCAAAGAUAGGAGGAGAAACCCUGCUCCCAAGAGGAGAAGAAUAUGCCAAGUUUCUGAACAGCCUGAAAUAGCCCUGACUUCAAACAGGUACCCACAGCCUGCAUUGCUUCCUGUGGUUCUGGAAAAGCUGAGUAUUGGGUCUGAAUUGCCUGUGUUCCUGAUUGACAUAGUCAAAGCAAAUACUUGUUAAGCCUGCAACUUUGCCUACUUCCUCUGUUGUGUUGAUUUAGUGCCAAAUUUAACACUGACCUUUAAGUGGAAAAUCAAGAUAUCAUUGUCUUCCCUGCUCUCACAAUGGAUGGCAAAAUUCUCACAAUUUUUAUGCCCCAAAACUGGAAGGUAGAUCGAGAGUUGUGUUUCUCUGUCUUUUGGAUUACAGAGUAUUCAGUGUCAAAGUUUUGUCACAAUAAUGUGCUGGUAUUUCUGCGGACACCCAGAGGCAAAAGAAUUAAUUUAGCUCAAGUAACUUGCUUAACUUGUGGGCUUCAGUUUCCUUGUCUGUCAAAUGAAGAAGGUUGUACCAAAUGAUCAUGAAGGUAUUUUUGAGCACACAAAGUCUACAAAUAAUGUGAUUUUUUUGCCGUCUAGAAAACCACGCACAUCGCCCUUGACAUAGUCGUGCUGCUUUGAUAUUGAAGGCCAGGUUCUGCUGUUACCUUUAUCUUGUUCUUUGAAAUCAUGUCGCUGAACCACUUGGCAUUUCAGUUGAUGUCUGUAUGGCUCUCUGUGCCCUCACAAUGUUGUGGAGCUCUGAUGCAAUACUUAACAUUCUUAACAUUUUAAAAUAUGGCUUGAGAAAACUUUGAAACCUCUAACUAAAACAAAUGCAAAAUUUGAGAAGCUGUUGAAGCCUGAUUGAAAACAGAAAUAUCCCACAAAGACAGAAUCCCAUGGAGUUUGGGAUGAGCAGAUAUGCUUCAUUAUACACACUAAGAGUUGUAGAUCUGGGACUACUGCCCUGAUGGAGGGUGACAGGCAGGCAGGUUACUCCCGUGGCCCCCGGUCUUUGGCGCACUAACUCUGUGGCUGUGGGUGAGGCACCCAUCCUCCCCGUCUGCUAAAUGGAGACGGUGACUUCUCAGUGGCGUGGACGCGUGUGAGAUGGCGCCUUUGUGCAAGGGCGCAGCAGGUGCAGAGAAAAGGUGCUUCCCAGAUAAGAGCACAGAGACCCGAAAAGCAGAUUCUUUCUGAAAGGAGCUUUUUGGUUGCGGGCUGGCGAGGAGGUGUUGGUGGUGAGGCUGGAGAGGCACACGGCCGGCCUUAAACUUUGCAGGGCCUCCUUGGGUGUGGUGAGGAUGUGGGUCUUGACUCUGUAGGUGUUUGUAAAGAUCACUCGGCCACUGCGUGGAGAAUGAGGUGGGUGGUAGGGCUGCUAAAGGCAGAAUGAUUCUUAAAUAUCGCAGCACUUGAGGGAAGGGAAUGGUGUGGCCUGGAUGGAAGGGUGGUGAUGGAGGUAGACAGUGGUGGGUGGCCUUAAAGGACAGGCAGAAUUGUGCAGGACAAGGAGUCCAGGAUAACGUCCUGGGGUGGGUAACUAAUGUGUGGAUGUUGAAACGCUGAAGGGGUGGAAGGCAGACAGGCCAGAUGUUCAGAUGCACCAGUCUCCCCACCCAGGGACGAUCAGGGUGGCUACAAGAAGCAACUCUGGGGCAGCUCGGCCCUCAGGAUAAGCCUCUUACCGUCUGAGGUUCCCCCGGAGGUUGCUAAGGGCACACAGGAAUGUGGAAUGUAACCACUAUUUUGUACACGCAUUAGGUGCUCAGUAAGCUUCUGAAGAAUUAGCAGUUUUAUGAGGACCAAAGGCCAGAGAACGUGGUCAGCAUUCCUGGUGAGGCAGGAUGGGGUUUCACUGGAUCAGCUCCUUCGUGGCCUUCAGCCGUCUCAAAGGCACCCAUGAAGUCUUGGGUCUUUGCCCUGAACCAGCCAAAGAUUUGGAGUCACCCACAGGAAUCGGGGUAUAUAAGUCUGGGAGGGUCACUGGCAGGGAGAAUAGUUGGGGAGAAGGAUGUUACUCAUGGAAGAUCUAUUCCAGGUCCUUCUUCAAAUGCAGCUCAGUAUUUAUGGGUGAAAUGAUAAAAAUGUCUAGAAUUGACUUUGAAAAUACAACAGAGGGAUGGAGGGCAACACGUGGGGGUAUUGACGAAUCAAAAGUGGCCAAGUCACUAAUUGUUAAAGCUGGGUCAUGGCUACAUGGAGACUCGUACUCAUUUCUAUAUUUUUGCAUUUGUUAUAAAAUGUCCUGAUGAAAAGUGAAAAGGCAAACAAGAUAAGCAGCUGGAGCUUCUCUGUGAUGCCUGCUCAGUGUCUCUGGGAGCAGUCGACGCUCCCUCCUCCAGGCUGUUGCUGUGUUUGGAAUGUUGCUCUGGCAGGAAACAUACUGGGUGGGUUUAUCCAUGGCACCUGCGAGCUUGUGUACUUCAGUGUGGUUUGAUUUCCAGGCGCCAGACAGAGUGCUGCCCUACUAGUGCUCAGUGAAUGUUGGGUGGAUGGAGGGGUUUUAAAAAUUGUGAAUACCAAGAACUUAAUAAGUGUUUUUUGAAUUGCUAAAAGAAAAAGAAUGAUAGAACCUCAUGCAGGCUACCACCAAAAAAUUCCACUUAGGAGAUUCCUCUACCUGAGCAACCUGAUUUUUCCAAAUACCACCUGACCCAGGUGAAUGCUGAUACGCCUAAAGGCUGGGUAACCUGGUAGGAUUAUCAUACUGGGAUUUAAAGUCUACCUAGAAAUAAUUUAGAUUUCCCCCGAGAUGGUAUUACAGUAGGAACAUAACACUUACAGGAGGUGGCCAUGAGAGAGAGUUGAUUUAGGUUUUUAAGAGCCAGAAACAAAUUUCACAUUCCUUAGAUUUCAUCAGAUUCUGCUCAAUGUGAGCAGAAGGUGCCGUGUCUGAUGCUCGUGUUCCCCCAAGGUCACACCCUAAUAACUGUAUUUUAGGAGUAUUUCACUUUCCAGGAGGUGUGUGUUUGGUUCUUUUCCUUAACUAACAAAGGAGAGAAUAAAGUGUUUAACUCUCAAAAAGAACCAAAAGCACUUGAAACUCUGUUAUUUUUAAUGGCUUAUUUAGAGUAGGUGUGUUUGUCCUAUAAACGUAUGACGGAGCUAUGUAUUUGAUGGAGGUUACAACUGAGCAGCUGCCCGGAAAUUGAAUUCCAGGUUGCUCUUUGAGGAGCCCCCGCCUAUGUAAGAAACAAGUUCUUGCUUGAGCCAAGGGCGUCGUCAGAGUCCAUGUUCACUGGCAUAUUGUAUGUGAGUCGUGCAGUAAUGUUCUUACAAAGGUUGAUGGUGAGCUGAAUCUGGAUGUCCUCCUGUUUUUAAAUUGAAUUUUAAAUAAUAAAAAAAUAUAAUCAA